Molecule: messenger RNA, 19131 nt
Organism: Paramormyrops kingsleyae
Lineage: Eukaryota; Metazoa; Chordata; Actinopteri; Osteoglossiformes; Mormyridae
Source: RefSeq, a predicted model, not a curated record
GGUACAGGACGGGACAGCUUCAGUCUAUAAGAAAGCGUUAAGUCAUUCAUUUAAUGAGGAUAAAAAGAGUAGGGAGGCUAGGUCGUGUUCCCAUAACCAGUGGGAAUACCGUUACCAGUUACUUCACCCCAGUGUGAAACGUUGUUUUUUUGUGUGCAUAAAUACAGUGGAUUCCACAAGGCAUCCGAAGGCGACACAAGAAUGUGAUUCUCAAUAAAAAACAAUAUAUUGACAGGAAAAUAAAAGAACCCUGCAAAAUAUUUUGAGGAAACAACAUCGAUGAUACCUUCGGAAGCUGUAAUACGCAGUUAAUUCAUCCUGGGUUUGUAACCAGAGCAAGGCGUCAGGAAUGCCCACUGUCCUUACCCUAGUAGGGCUGUUUUUGGUAACAUCUCUUCCGAGUUCCAGAGGCAACUCAGAGUUGAGGUUCCUGGGGCAGACGCACUUUGUAGUCAAUGAAAACAGCAGUGCAGUGGUACGCUUGGUGGUGGAGAGGAUUGGUGAACCGGUCAACAUUACUGCACUCGUGCUGCUUGAGGGAGAUGACACAGGGGACUUUGAAGCCACAACGGCUGCAGCAUUUCUGCUGGCCUCAGAGACUAAGAAGACCAUUUUCAUUGCUGUGAGAGACGAUGACCUGCCUGAGCCGGACGAAACAUUCAUAUUUAAUCUCCGACUGCAGAGUUCAUCCAAUGGUGUGAGGCUGGGGACCCCCGGCAGAGCCACCAUUACCAUCCUGUCCAAUGACAAUGCCUUCGGAAUCAUUUCCUUCAACUCUUCCUCUUUGGUCAUAGUGGAUGAGCUCAAGGGUAGGAACCAGUAUGUGCCUCUCACCCUAAUCAGAGAAAAGGGGACUUAUGGGACAGUUACUGUGAACUUUGAGAUUUCAGGUGGGCCCAAUCCCCCAAGUGAAGAUAUUACCCCAGAUAGAGGGAACAUUACUAUCCCCCCUGGUCAUGCAGUAGUGGUUUACAGUAUCGUGAUACGAGAUGAUCAGGUACCAGAGGAUGAUGAGGUCUUUAUUGUUCAGUUGAUGAGCGUGGAGGGUGGCGCCCAACUCAAUCCCAACCGCAGCAUUGUGCAUAUUAAGAUCAACAAAAAUGACAGUCCCAUCCGCUUCGCUGUCAGCAUCAUGCUGGUGCCUGAGACUGUGGGACUGGUGAAUGUCACCGUGACUCGCGGCAGAGACGAGGAAGGCCGGCUCAUUGGGUCAGAUGCCACUGUGAUAUCCAUUGACUACACUGUCAUCAGCGGCAAUGGCACGGCCAGCGCCAUGCUGUCCUCAGAUUUUGUGGACCUGCAGGAUAACUGUACACUUGUCUUUCCACCAUAUGUGUAUGAGGUCCAUCUACAUUUCCGAAUCAUUGAUGAUAAGGUCCCUGAAAUUGCAGAAUCCUUCCAGGUGGUGCUGCUUGAGAACACCCUGCAGGGCGAUGGGGUCCUGCUAACCCCCAGUGUAACCCAAGUCACCAUAGAGCCCAAUGACAAGCCAUAUGGAGUAUUGUCAAUCAACAGUGGUCUUCUUUCACAGGUUAUUAUUAUAAAUGAAGACUUGACAUCCAGGUUUGAAGGGAUCUCCAUAGUGAGAAAUGGCGGAACACAUAGCAAUGUCUCUGUAAACUGGAUAAUCACACGAAACAGCACUGAUCGGUCUCCCGUCUCCACUGAUCUGAGGCCAGCUGCAGGGGUUCUUCGGUUUGCGGCUGGGCAGAUGUUUGCUACACUGUCCCUGAACAUCACCAACGACGACCUGCCUGAGGAGGCCGAGGCCUUCAUCUUCAGAUUGCUGCCCAGCACUGUGGCAGGUGGAGCUGAAGUGGAUGAGCCAAUGGAGAUGGUAUUCUACAUUCAGGACAGUGACGACGUGUAUGGCCUCUUUCGCUUCCAUCCCAUGAAGGAACAGAGGAUCCAGAGCCAGCCAGCGGGACGUUUCUUAUCCCUGAGUUUCUUACGGGACAAGGGCGCAUUAGGGGAUGUCCAGCUGAGCUUCACUGCUCUCUACAUCCCUGCUGGGCCUGUGGAUCCCACCCGAGCUCGGGAUGGGGUCCUAAAUGGCACGCGCAGCAACAGGCUGACCUUCUCAGGAGCCCAAUCAGAAGCAGAGCUCACUUUGCCAAUUCGAAAUGAUGCAUUCCUUCAAAAUGGGGCGCAUUUUCUUAUCCAGCUGGACAGUGUCGAUCUAGUUAAUAUCAGCCCCCCGAUCCCACCCAUCAGUCCCAGGUUGGCUGGUGCCCUGAACAUCACCCUGACUGUCACCUCAGACAUCGCAAAUGGAGAAAUAGGUUUCAUCAGCAACCAGACUGUGACUGUGAAUGAACCAGAGGAUGACAACAUUACUCUGAUUACUCUUCCCUUACACCGCGAUGGGACAGAUGGACAAGCUGUGGUGUUCUGGAGUUUGCGACCGACAGGGCAGAAUAGUCAGGAUGUAACCCCCAAUGAUCUUGGACCAUUUAAUGGUUCUGUGACUUUUCUGUCCGGACAAAGUGAUUCAUCGAUUAACAUCACUAUCAAAGCUGACAGCAUUCCUGAAAUCAAUGAGACCAUUCUCAUCACUCUGGACAGGACCAAUGUGGAGAACCAGAUUCUGAAACCAGGGUUUACGAGCAGAGAGAUUGUAAUAAUUGAGAACGAUGACCCUGGUGGAAUCUUUGAGUUCUCACCGCAGUCUCGAGGGCCUUGGUUCAUCAAUGAGGGAGAGGCUGUGGAGCUUAGGGUAAUUCGGUCCCAGGGCCUAUUGCUAAAGCAGCUUAUCCGUUAUGAAGUGAUACCCUCAGGCAAUGCGGAAUUCUAUGGGGCCACAGGGAUCUUGGAAUUUAAUCCAGGAGAAAGGGAAGUAGUGGUUGCACUUGUGGCCAGACCUGAUGGAAUUCCUGAGCUAGAUGAGAUGUUCUGUGUAAUCCUCAGUAGCCACAGUACCCCUCCUAGUCAUCUGGGAUCUGCCAGGGAGGUCAAUAUCACUGUCCGAAGCAAUGAUGACCCUUUUGGGGUCAUUGAGUUUAUCCUCCCUGGCAUGGUGGAGGCAAUCAAGGAAAGUAAAGGAAGUGAAUCUUUCUCAGCAUCCUUCCCAAUUGUGAGGAACAGGGGUACGUUUGGAGAAGUGUCCAUUUUCUGGAUCCUGGAUCCCUACUUAUCGGACGAUAUCUCUCCAGUGCAAGGGCUUGUUGUUUUCAAAGAAAAGGAGUUCUCCAAAAACCUCACAAUCUUCUCUGUUCCUGAUCAGAUACCAGAAUACACAGAAGUAUUCACAGUCAUUCUCCUCAAUGCCACUAAUGGCGCACGACUUGGAAACUCAUUGAAUGCAACCUUGCAGAUUCUGAAAAAUGAUGAUCCAAUAUAUUUUGCAGAGCCUGUUCUGCUUAGGGUGCAAGAAGGUGAAAUGGCCAACUUCACAGUUUCGAGAGCUGGACCAGCUGACUUUGUUGCUACAGUGAUGUAUGUGGUCACACAUGGUGGAACAUCAUCUGGCGACUUCAUUCCAAAGAUUAAUGAAACGCUGGUUUUCGGUAUAGACGAGUGGAGUAAGAACAUCUCAGUAGCUACUGAAGAUGAUGAUGAACCUGAAACAGACGAAGAGUUUUACAUAACUUUAUACAAUGCCACAGGUGAUGCAGUGGUAUAUGGUGCUGAUACAGCAACCGUGAUAAUUGAGGCGAACGAUGAUGCCAAUGGUAUCUUUUUUUUGGAACAAGUUGUCAAACAAGUUGAAGAAGGAAAAUCUAACAACUUCUAUGUUUUGAGAAGCCGUGGACAUUUUGGCAAUGUCACUGUUUCCUGGGAACUGUCCGACAACAACACAGUCUUAGAACCAGGCCAAGAAUUCAUCAUCACCUCAGGAUCCAUCAUUUUCACCACUGGAGAAGUCACAAAACCCAUCGCCUUGCAAGCCAUCUCUGACAAACUACCAGAGUUUAAUGAGUACUUUGUUCUUAAUCUUGUUAACAUAAAAGGUGGCUUCCCCGGGCCAGGUGGUCGACUGGCUGAAACAAACCUUAAUGUGUCUGUACUUAUUCCUUUCAAUGAUGACCCCUUUGGCGUCUUUGAAAUUGAUGACCAGAGUCUGGACCUAGAAGUAGCAGAAGAUGUGCUUUCCGAAGGGGAUAUGUCAAAUGUUGCCACAAUCGUCAUCCUCCGACAGCAAGGCACUUUUGGGGAUGUGCGAGUUGGAUGGGAGAUUUUGUCAGAUGUGUUUCCUCUUGGUCUACCACCAAUGCAGGACCUCAUACUGAUGGCAUCAUUCCCCAGGGCUGUGGAACUCCGACCCCACUCAAGAAGACCCCACUCUGCUACAGAUGCACUGUUUUUUCCAGGCUUUCAAGGUGCCUAUGGUACCAUUAGUACUGAUAAUCAAUUGCAACAAACCCAGAGUCUAUCCAACUUCACCUUCUCAGCCUGGCUGGUACCCAGGCCCAACACAGAUGGAUUUAUUAUUUCCAAGGGAACAGACAAUGGAACCUUCUAUUAUGGUAUCAAGAUUCACACCAACGAGUCCCAUGUUACACUGAUGCUCUACUACAAUGCUGUUGGAUCCAACAGCACUCAAAUCGCCAGGUCCACAGCUGCUAAAUAUGUUGAGGAUAAUAUUUGGUUGCAAGUCAUCAUAACUGUAGAUGAUGGCAUUAUUGAAUUCUACUUGAAUGGAAAUACCAUGCCUGGUGGGAUCAAAAGUCUGAAAGGAGAGGCCAUCACUGAUGGUGAAGCUUCAGUACAUAUCGGAUCAGACCCUGAAGGAAAGGGACUCUACACUGGUCUAAUGCAAGACGUGCGGCUCUACUCCAGCAAGCUGGACUGGGUGCAGAUCCGAGAGCUUCACAGCCAGCCUGCUAAGAUGGACCUGCACAAUGUGUCAGGCUACCUGGAAUACUGGCAGGACGAGCAGCGCAAGGGGUUUGUGGUGGAGGUGCGGGAUGACCAGGAAGAAGAGGCUGAGGAGGUCUUCUACCUGCAGCUGGUGUCGGUCCGUGGUGGAGCUCGCCUUCCGGACCCCCGGCCCACUGCCAUACUGCGAGUCCUGAAGAGUGACAAUGCCAAUGGCCUCUUCGGAUUUACCGGGACCUGCAUCCCAGAUGUUUCAGAGGAGGGCUCCACCAUCUCCUGUGUAGUGGAGCGUACUCGAGGAGCCCUGGACUAUGUCGUUGUAAACUACACCGUUAGACAGCUCGGUUCUGACAGCUCCGUCCCCACCGGCCCUGACUUUGCCAACACCAGCGGCAGUGUCCUCUUCUUACCCGGCCAGCGCUCUGAGGUCCUAAACCUGCUGGCUUUGGAUGAUGACAUACCAGAGUUGGCUGAGGUGUUUGACAUCAAGCUGGUUUCAGCUGAGUCAAGUGAUGGGAAACCUGGAUCUACCCCGAAUAGUGGAGCCAGUAUUGAUCCUGAUAAUUCAGCCACCAGUGUCACCAUCAAGGCUAGCGAUCAUCCCUAUGGUCUGCUGCAGUUCUCAACACUUCCCCUCACAGAAGGGCUGAUUCGCCCAGCCUCAAAAGAGGCACAUCUGACCGUGAUGGAAGAGGACGGGGCAGCACGCCUGCUCGUGGUUCGAGCACAAGGCCUGCUUGGGAGAGUCCUGGUUGCUUACAGAACGUUACCUUUCUCUGCUGUCAGCCCAGAAGACUAUGAGGACACUGAGGGAGUGCUGGAUUUCCUUCCUGGGGAGAGAUACAAAUCCAUCACUGUGAACAUUGUGGAUAACCCUGUUCCUGAACUGGAAAAGAUUUUCAGAGUGGAGCUGUACAAUCCUGAAGAAGGAGUCGAUCAGCUAAUUAGGACUGAUGGCAGUGGCAGUGGAGAAAGUGAUGCUGAAUUCUUGCUGCCAUCUUUUCACCAGCGUGCCAGUCUGGGAAUCUCUUCUCGUAUCACUAUAACCAUCGCUGCAUCCGACGACGCCCAUGGUGUCUUCCAAUUCAGUCCAGAUUCGCUCGCUGUCAAUGGAACAGAACCAGAGGAAGGACGCAGUAUGAUUAUCAUGCAGGUGGUGCGCUCUUUUGGUGACUUGUCAAAUGUGACGGUAUUUUGGGAAGCAGAACCUGCUGCCAAGGAAGAUCUUUUGCACAGAACUGGUGAAGUAGUAUUUGUUGUCGGCCAAACAACUGCUAAUUUAAUUCUUCAAGUUGCUGAAGACAUCAUUCCUGAAUUAGACAAGAGCUUUGUUGUGACCCUUUCCAACGUUUCACACGGCCGUCUUGGGAAUCUGACUAAUGCCAACCUAACCAUUCUCGCAAGUGACGAUCCCUAUGGAGUUUUCGAGUUUUCUGAGAUAACUAGACCAGUACGUGUGGCAGAAGCCAACACAUAUGUAACUUUGACUAUUAAAAGACAGAGGGGGUUACUUGGAUUAGCCCAGGUGACUUACAGGACCCUUAAGGACAGUGACCCUUCUCCAUUUAGCACCCCGGGCAUUGGGAGAGCAAGUGAAAGGAGUGACUUCAUUCCUUUGAUGGACUCUGUGCUGUUCGAUGCCAAUCAAAAUGAAGCGAAUGUUACCCUUCAAGUGCUGGAUGAUGAGGAGCCUGAAAGAGCUGAAUCAAUCUUUGUGGAACUCAGUAGUGUCAAGCUUGUUCGAGGUGUCCAAUCCAGACCAAUCCAUCACUCCCCCCGCCUUGGUCUGGGAAAUACGACAGUAGCUCAGGUCGUCGUUGAGGCCAGUGAUGAUGCCUUUGGCGUUUUACAGCUGUCCUCUUCGGCUGUGAGUGUGGCGGAGCACUACAUUGGUCCCAUUGUCAAUGUCACACGUGUUGGCGGCAUCUUCGCCGAUGUAUCAGUCAAGUUCCAGGCAGUUCCAAUGACAGCAAGAGUUGGGGAUGACUACAGUGUGGCCUCCUCUGAUGUUGUCCUCCUCGAAGGAGAGACCAGCAAACCAGUUCCCAUCUACAUUAUUAAUGACAACGAACCUGAGCUUGAGGAAACCUUCCGAAUUGAGCUGCUUAAUCAAACCACUGGUGGUGCUCAGCUUGGCCAGCUAACCAAAGCCAUCAUCACCAUCCUGCCAUCAGAUGACCCUUUUGGUGCUUUUGUUUUCCAGGAUUCAUCCAUCACUGUGGAAGAGCCAGCCUUUAACUCCACUGAAAUUAGUUUACCAAUAUUACGAAAAUCUGGCACUUUAGGCUAUGUAUCUGUCCAGUGGCAGGCCACUGUCAACGGGAAGCUCGCUGUUGGUGACAUUCGACCUGUGUCAGGGGAGGUCAGGUUUCUUCCUAGAGAGACCUUGAAGACUUUGAAAGUGGAAGUGCUGGCAGAUGACGUUCCAGAAAUUGAGGAAAUAAUCCUUGUGGAACUCACAAGUGCUUCAAAUGGAGGGAAUAUUGGACGAGAAAGAGCUGUUAAUGUAAUUGUCCCUGCCAAUGAUAAUCCUUACGGAACUGUGCACUUUGACCAGUCAGUGUAUCGUGUUCAGGAGCCUCUUGAGGGAGUCUACUUAGCCAACAUCACUGUGAGAAGGAGUGGGGGUCACUUUGGACGUUUAGAAAUUAUGUACAGAACAUCGGAAUUUGAUGUUAUCAGUACUGCCUUGGACGAGGGGCGGAACCUUCUGGUUUACUUUGAUGCUCCGGUGAGGGCUACACUGUCUAGUGCCACUGUAAGGCCUGUUAAUCUCACUGCUCAGAGAAACCCCUUGACUGCUUGUGCAGCCUUUUGCCUAUGGGAGACCACCUGCCAAGCUUUCUCCAUGUCCAACAUCUCUGGAGUGACUACCUGCAACUGGGUGAUAACAGGAGUCAACCAGCUGACCGACUCCACCCAGGUGUUAACCUACAUCAAAAAUGUCACAGCCUUAUCCUCUCUGUUCAGCUCUCGUGCUACUGCUGGGAUUGACUAUCUGCCAGUGACAUCCCAGGUAGCCACCAUGUUUGAUGGAGCUGGAAUGACCAAUCUCACAGUACCCAUUUUGACCGACUCUCUCCCAGAGAUGGAUGAAAGUUUCAUGAUUCACAUCCUAAGAGCUGAUCUGAUCAACUUGACUGCUGUCUCAAAGAACAUGCCCUCACUAGGCCAACCAAACACAGCGAGAGUCACCAUAGCCAUGAAUGGGGAUGCAUUUGGGACCUUCCUGCUCUACAGCCUCAAUCCCAGUGCCACAAGGAAUGGCUUAUACCUAGAAGUAAAGGAGGAACCCCACACCUCUGUGUCACUCGUUAUUGAGAGAAGAGGGGGAAGUCUGGGGCAAGUAACAGUGGAGUGGAAAUUUGUAGGUGGAACUGCCCUACCCAAAGCAGAUUUCAAUGGGACUGGUGAAACUCUCAUUUUUGCACAAGGAGACCUAAAAAAGACCAUAGAGAUAUUUAUAAUGGAUGACAUGGAGCCAGAGGAUAAUGAAACGGUAAUGAUCGGCCUGGUGAAUACGGAGGGGGGGAGCCGCAUCCUGCCCAGCUCUGACACGGUCACCAUUGUCAUCCUGGCCAACGAUCACCUGGCUGGUGUGGUGGGCUUCCACGAUGCUUCACGUUCAGUCACCGCCCGGGAAGGGGAGAAACUCCAUCUCCUGGUGAAGAGGUCAUCUCCUGGACGAGGGAAUGUCACCAUGGAUUGGAGGAUUCAGGGUCUGCGCCCCCAACAGACUUUUGUCAAUACCUCUGGAGCACUUUUCUUUUCUGAGGGAAUCCUAAGUGAAACUAUAGUCCUUCAGUUAAUGGAUGACCAGGCACCUGAGGAAAAGAAGGAGUACAAGGUCAUCCUGUCCAACAUUCGCACUCAAGGGGUGGCAGUAACAGGGCAGGCAGAACUGGACUCUGAGAGUCAUGAAGCACUAGUGACUGUGAUUGCCAGUGAUGAGCCCUUUGGGGUCCUCAGUAUUGCCCCACCCUCCCUCAGCGUGUUCAGUGAAGAGGUUAAUACCACCAUAAAAAUCUUCAUCAACCGGGAUCAAGGAGCCUCUGGGGCGAUAAAUAUCAGCUAUGAGACAGUGAAGGGAUCCCGCCAUGAUCUGGUGCUGACAGAGAGUGCCCUGGCUGAACCAGGCCUGGACUUCUUUUCAGCUACUGGGUCGCUGGUGAUGCAAGAUGGACAAACCUCUCUGGCCAUUCCCAUCACCAUUAUAGAUGAUGAGAUCCCAGAGUUGCAAGAAUGUUUCCUCAUCAAUAUCACAUCAGCAGUUCUUAUCUCCGUGGUUGCCAGUUCUCAAAAGCUGGAUACCCUGGGACUGAUGGCAGAGGUAUGCAUUGGUGCAAAUGAUGGAGUCAGAGGAAUCAUUGAGUGGAAAAGAACAGACUUCGAGGUCAAUGAGACGCAAAGAGUCUUGACACUGGUUGCAUACAGAAAUGGUGGGAGCUAUGGCAAUGUCAGCCUCUUCUUCUAUGCCCAGAAUCUGGAGGCACAACUUGGCCUGGAUUUUAAUGUCACAUCUUCGAUUCUCCACUUUGCUGAUGGAGAAAGGCAGAAGUUGAUUGAUGUUCAGAUCAUUGAUGAUUCCGUACCAGAGGGUGAUGAGAAAUUUCAGCUUAUUUUAGGCAAUCCUUCUUUUGGACUUCAACUUGGGCACAAUACCACGGCUACAGUACUUAUCCUGGCCAAUGACGAUGGACAUGGCGUGAUCACCUUCAACAAUAGUCAACACUUCCUUCUGCAGGAACCCACCUCAUCAGGCUUAGGUCAGAGCUCUGCCAAUUUAUAUGUGAUGCGCAACCCACCACAGGGAACUUUUGGCACAGUCACUGUCCAGUUCCACAUCACAGAUGCCAAUGGCUCCCUCUCAACCAGUGACCUGGUGCCUAGUGAGGGUAUUGUAGUUCUUGAGGAUGGAGAAAGAUUUCAGGCACUUAGGAUUUCGGCUGUGUUGGACGAGGAGCCAGAAGCGAAUGAGACCUUCACAGUGAUGCUCUUCAACCCCAUGGGAGGAGCACGCCUUGGGGACUUUCUGCAGACAACCAUCACAGUGCUGCAGAACAAGGCUCCUCUUGGACUCUUCCGGAUUUUCCCUGUCCAGAAUAGGACAAGCUCCAUAUCUGUGGGAGAGGGAAAUAAGACGUUGUUUAUGACCAUUUCCCGCAGUAAUGGCUUAGAAACUGCUGUCAGUGUGGAGUGGGAAUUUCAAUCAGGCACCGCCUUUGGGAUGAUGGGAGAUGUUCCAGUUUUAGGUGUCUUUCAGAAUUUCCAUGAGACUCCUACCUCUAGCUGGUGUACUCUGGCCAGUGGAAACAUUUCUCUUGCCAUGAGACUGGGAGCUACUGGCAACUUCUUUCCAAGUGUAGCCACGUUGUACAGAUGGCAAGGAGUCUUUGUACCGCUACAGACUUUGAGAAUUCAGGACCCAAAACGAUGUAUGGGUUUUGCAAUGGAUGGCUCCUCUUAUGUUGUGGUCACACACGGGGCCCACCCUGAGUUCAAGACUGCUAACAUGAGUUUGUACAGAUUGCAACUGAACUUGAGUCUUACUUUGGAACAAACACUAAAUGUUGAAGGUCUCGAAAUCAAAUACUUCUCAGUGGAAAAUGAACAUUAUUUGAUAGCCUCAAACCAAGUUUUGGUGUGGGCUGGAAGCAGAUUCAUUCUCCAUCAGACCUUGGAGAUACAGGAGGUGCUGAGUUUCGCUCUGUUCUCCCGUGGGAAUGCCUUGUACCUGGCUGUCGCAGUCAACAAUAAAAGUGACAACUGUCUUCUGUACCAAUGGAGCAGUGGUCAAUUCCAGAAUCCACAGCUUCUUUCCCCCAGCAGCUCAGCUAAACAAGUGGAGACCUUUCACAUUGGGGCAGACAUCUAUCUACUCAUGGUUACAGAUGGACCCAAUUCUACAUGUGAUGUUUUUGUGUGGCGCUCCAGCCUAUUCUUCUUCCAGCAUUUCCAAUCCAUCCACUUUCCUGGGUUGUUGUCUGCCCACAGUUUCACCCCACCCUCAGGAUUUAGUCAUCUCUUCCUGGCAGGAGGCAACACCUCUGCAAUUUUCUCAUGGAGGUCCAAACAAAGCUGCUUCUCCUUAAUGCUGGAGGCUCCUCCAACUCAAACAUUUCUCUUUCUCCCUGUCCCUCACCUCAAUUCCACAAGAAGUCUCAUUGCGUCCACACAUGAUGCAAGGUCAACUAUAUAUGAGCUGACAUCCAUUUCCAACCAGUCUGACUUUAUUCCCAGUUCAGGUGAACUGCAUUUUGAACCAGGUGACAGUGAAUUGACGAUUGCAGUGAAUAUCCUUGAUGACUACUUUCCAGAAGACACAGAGUAUUUCCAUGUCAAUCUUAAAAAUCCCAAAGGUGGGGCUGAAAUUGGAGUCAAUGGUCAGGUGACCAUUUUCAUUUCCUCAAAUGAUGAUGCACAUGGAAUUGUAGGUUUUGCACAGAAUUCCUUGUUUAAGGAGGUUGAUGAAUUAGAAAGAGACAACCUUAUCUCUCUCAAUAUUGAGAGAAUGAGAGGAACAUUUGGGAGGCUGAUUGUACACUGGGCCGCAAAUGGAAGUGUGGAGGAUAUCUUUCCCACAUCUGGAGUGACAACAUUUUUAGCAGGUCAAGCUGUGGCCACAAUCACCUUCACCGUGUUGGCAGAUGAAGAUCCUGAACUGGCUGAGAAGGUCACCAUCACCCUCCUGAACAUUGCCACAAUAGGGAUCGAUGAUGCAUCAAGGGCAGCGGCCAUAAACACAGAGCGAGCCCAAGCAUUAAUUAUCAUCCUGCCCAAUGGCUCCCCCUUUGGGGUAAUUGGAUGGCAUUCUGACUCAUAUUACAUUGUCACAGAGGAGCCUUUGGGAAAGCCACAUAAUGUCACACUUACAAUUGUGAGGGAGCAAGGAUUUGUCGGCGAUGUGGCAGUUCACUACAGGACUAGACCUGCUCUGUCUCAACUGCCGAAGAACCAGGCUACUGCAAAUGAAGACUAUAUACCAAAAGAUGCGAUAGCAGUAAUGAAGGAAAAUGUCACUGACAUCACCAUCACCAUUACUAUUUUGCCAGAUGACGCUCCUGAACUGGUCGAGAGAUUCCUCAUCAACAUAUCUAGUGUGGAGCUUCUUAGAGGGUCUCUGGGGGGAGGGCAACCAAGUCUGAAAAGACCAGGCAUGGAGGUUGCAGAGGUCACUAUUCAAGAGAAUGAUGACCCUAGGGGGGUCGUCAUGUUUAACGUAACCAAGGAUGUAUCAGAUCCGGUACAAGCGCAUGAGGUGCCUCCUCCGGGGAAUGUAGUGCAGCUACCUGUUGCUCGUUUGGCUGGCAGGAGAGGGAUUGUGGUUGCGUACUGGGAAGCUCGGCCAAUCAGUGCUAGCUUUGAAGAUUUUACACCUGCCUCAGGAAAUGUCACCUUUCAAGAUGGGCAGGCAAUGAGCGUUAUUGAGAUCACCAUUAUCGAUGAUAGUGCAGUGGAGCUUUUGGAGACAUUCAGUGUGACGCUGACUCACGUAAUGGGUGGAGCCAGACUGGGAAAUGAAACUAUGGUGACAGUCGGCAUCGGCCCCAAUGACUCUCCCCUCGGACUGUUUGGAUUUGAGGAACAUUCUGUGACAGUUAUGGAGCCACAGUUUAAUGAUGACCCUGGCAGUGUAGCAACUUUGACAGUUGUGCGGAGUCCUGGGGGCAGGGGAAUAGUACAUCUUCUGUGGCGUCUGGAGGACACGGCCCGGGAUGACUUGAAACCUCUCAAUGGCACACUGCAGUUCAAUGAGACCGAGUCCAAGAAAAUGCUGGUGAUAUCUGCUUUGGCUGAUGCUGUCCUCGAGGGGGAUGAGAGAUUCAUGGUCCAUCUCCUGGCACCUAAGAAUGAAGGUGUCAUUGAUACCAUUAAGGGUGUGGCCACCAUUGUGAUCCAGGGAGAUCGUGGAGCCCUUGGAACUAUCAGCAUUGCUGAAUCCUCUAGAAAUAUUUUUAUUGGAGAGCCACAGGGCAAUUACAAUGGGACUGCAUUGGUCAGGCUUGAGCGAGGUCCUGGGAUCUUUGGUGAGAUCCACGUUUAUUGGAACAUCACUCCUGCUGUGGACUCUGAGUUUGAGGAGACCUCUGGAGUAGUGACCAUGAGAGAUGGUCAGUCUGCUGCCACCAUCAGGCUGAAGGUCCUAGAUGAUGAUGUACCAGAAGAAAGACGUAUCUACCAGUUGAUCCUGAGUGCAGUCAGUGCUGGAGCUGAGAUCAGCCCUGCCAGCAGGCAGGCCAACCUUACCGUGACAGCCAGUGAUUUUCCAUAUGGUCUCUUCUGCUUUACUCAGGAGCUUCUGCACACCUCAGAAGAAGAGAGGAUAGUGAAUAUAACAAUGCUACGUUCCAGGGGCACAUUUAACAGUGUGCUACUGUCCUAUCAGACUGUCAGCAAUACAGCCAUUAGUGGUUUGGACUUUGUCCCAGCUAUGGGGCAAGUGCUUUUUGAGCCAGGUGUAACUCUGCAAACAGUUUCACUGGAAAUUCUGGAUGAUGAUCUUCCAGAGGGACCUGAGGUCUUCUAUGUCAAUAUCACCCAAGUGGAGCUUCUUAAUAACAGUAACUGGGACUUUGCAGUAAGGGAGCAGGGCUUCCAGCUUGAUCAGCCUCCAGCCAUCAGAAACAUCUCAUUCAUUAUGAUUGUAAUUCAUAAAAAUGACAAUGCAGAGGGCAUUGUGGAGUUUGACCCUGACUACAUCAAUAUAACUGUGGAAGAAGAUGUGGGUGUGAUCUUCAUUCCUUUGUUAAGAAGAAGAGGUACCUAUGGUCAGAUCAUGGCAGAGUACAUCACUCACAGCUUCACUGCACUGGCUAACAUUGACUUCAUCCUCCCCAAUGGUUCUGUCACCUUCAACCAAGGACAGAACCAAACUUAUAUAAAUGUGUCUAUUAUUGAUGAUCUUGACAGGGAAUACAGUGAGAUGUUUGAAAUCCAGCUUUCAGGAGCUACUGGAGGAGCCAUACUUGGAAGGCAUUUAGUAGCACAGAUAACCAUUGCUAAAAGUGACUCUCCAAAUGGGGUGGUUCGCUUCCUGAACCACAGCAGGCUCACCAUACAAAAUCCCAACAGUACAUUAAGCCUCACACUAAUGCUGGAGAGGACAGGCGGGCUGGUAGGCGAAACCACAAUAAACUGGAAGAUUCUAGGUCCCAAUUCACAGGAUAUUUUGCCAGCGAAUAAUACAGACAUUGGGGAACCAGUGAACGGAUCGUUCCAUUUCAGAGAUGGGGACGGUGGAAUUCGUAUUAUUGAGCUGUGGAUUUUGCCCCAUGGAGAAGUGGAAAUUGCAGAGACGUUUGUUGUUAUUCUCAGCCUCUUAUCUGGAGAUACAGAUAUUGAUGCCAAGAAAGGACGUCUAAUGCUUACAAUAGAGAAGUUUGGAGACCCAAAUGGUAUAGUGCAUUUUACUCCUGGGGCCCUCACGGAGAGAACCUACAAUGAACCAAGUGACGCUGAAGGACCCCUGAACAUUACCCUCCCCAUCAUGCGUAGCGAGGGAGUCAUGGGCAAUAUCACAGUUUUUUGGGAGAUCCUGAGUGAUUCAGAUACCGCUGAAGACUUCUAUUUACUUAGGGGUUCUGUAAUAAUUAUGGAGGGUGAGAGAUUAGCUAAAGUAAUUGUCAGCCUGAUGCCAGACAGCGUGCCUGAGCUGGAGGAGGUGUACGUCAUACAGCUGAGCUCUGUUGCUGGGGGGGCUGAGCUUGACAUCAAGAGGAGCAAGACCCAGAUCAAGGUCAGGGCAAAUGAUGAGCCCCACGGCAUCUUUGCUUUGUACCCAGAAUUCCAGUCCUUGGAGGUCAAUCCAACAAACUACACUCGGUUCAUCUCACUGAAUAUCACACGGCAUGCUGGGACUUUUGGCAAUGUCACGGUGGACUAUAGAGUAACUGGUAGUAUGCCAAACCAGGGGGCCGUCAUGGAUGCAAUACUCGGAAGCCUCUUUGUGAAGGAUGGGGCAAAAUUUGCUAGGACCACAGUGUCACUUAGCAAUCAGGUGUUCUUUGCUGUUGGCUUUAAAUUCACCAUUGAGCUGACAGAUGUGAACCUCAUCGGGUCGGUAUUCAGUUCUGCUCCUCGGAUACUUCGUGAGUCGCAGAGAGUCGUAUUGACUGUUCAUGAAGAAGUUGCCAAUUCAGAGGUCGGAUUUGAAUCAGUAGUUCUACAGAUCUCAGAUUUUAACACUGGCUCCUGUGAGGCACUUGUGUCCCGCAGUGGGCUCUAUGGCGAUGUGGAUGUGGAAUGGAGAUCUGGAUAUCCACCUGGUCAGGCCCCACCAGGUGUCCAGUUAGGCCUCAUCAGACCAAGCUCAGGCACCUUGAGACUGGUUAAUGGAGAAAGAAGAAAAAUACUGUCCUUUACUGCCGCAUUAAAUGCAUCUGAUCUUGCAACCUAUGCCGUGCAUCUCACUGCAGCACAUGCUAAUGUUCCAGGAGGGGCUCGACUCAGGUCUCACUUUACGUUGGCUGAGGUCGAGCCUCUGGGUGUGUUCCGGUUCUCCUCAGAAUCCCGACAGCUAGUCGUCGAGGAAGAUGUGAAGACCAUCACCCUUUAUGUGCAACGCUUGUUUGGUUUUCGUGGCAACCACACUAAACUAACCUACAAGACAUGGGAUGGCAGUGCCAAAGCAGGGGAGGACUUUGUGCCAGUGCAAGAUGGGGAGCUGGUCUUCUUUCCCCAUCAGACCAGCGCUGUCAUUCGUCUAUCUAUACUGGAUGAUGAGCUGUCAGAGCCCAGUGAGACCUUCUAUGUGAACCUGACUGGUGCCCAGGUCCUGAGUCCUCCCUCAGCCCAAGCCCAACCCAGGAUUAUUCCUGGACUUAGCAGUGCCGCUAUUACCAUUCUGGACAAUGACAUGGCUAGUGGUCUUCUUAGCAUUGGGCCAGCACUCCUGUAUGUGCGAGAAGACAGUAUUAAUGAUACAGAGCAGCAGAGGAUAUCGCUGAGGGUGAGAAGGUCAGCUGGCUUCACAGGAACCAUAAUGGUCAGUGUCAGAGCGUAUGGGGGUAAAAGUUUGGAAGCUGGGUUGGGUGGCACCCCUUUUGUUCCAGAGUCGAAUGUGACAUGGGCCCUAGAAGGUGAGGACUUCCAGCUGGAGUCUACUGUGAUAUCGCUCCAGGAGGGCCAAGAGGUGGCAGAGGUCAUCCUGGUCAUUCUGGAUGACCUUGAGCCAGAGGGACAGGAGGUCUUCUUUGUCUACCUCACUGACCCCGAGGGAGGGGCACAGAUCAUUAGGGAUGCCGAUGACCAAGGGUUCGCCGCCUUCGCCAAAAUUAUUAUUCAAGGAAGUGACUUUCAGAAUGGCAUUGUGGGUUUCAGUGCAGACUCACAGAGGGGCCUUUUUCUGGAUGAAGACUCUGAAAACAGAACCACCAUACUUGUCCUCCAAAGACAGGAGAAUAGGGCCUUUGAAGAUGUUGCCAUACUUUGGCGUGCUACUUUCAAUACAUCUGUACCAUCUUUAAUAAAAGAUGGUGUCGAUUUGACGAAGGAACUCCUCCACACCUCAGGCACUGCAUUCUGCAGACAGGGAGAGGUGCUGUGUACCUUCACCUUAGAGAUCCGUCAUGACCAGGAGCCAGAAUACCAGUCUUGGUUCCUGGUGGAGAUUUACCAAGUUGGCCUAGGGGCUGCCAUCAACCAGAAUGCCCGCUUUGCAAACAUAAGCAUUUUGGAAAGCGAUGAUCCUUUGGGCUUGGUAUACUUUGCCUUGGGCUCCCGAUUGCCAGUGGUCCACAAGAAAGCUACCCGUCUCAGUCUGCAGGUGUCUCGAGAUAGCGGCACCCUCUCUACCGUUUCUGUGCAAUACCGUUUGCAGGAGCUCCAAAGAGCCGAAGCAGUGGGUCCAUCUCUUAUUUGGCCUGCCGUUGCAGGGAUGGACUUUGAAAUGGCAGAGGGUAGAUUAUCUUUUGAGCAAGGACAAAGGAGCACUUUCCUGGAUAUUGUGCUUACACCCGACUCGGCAUCAUCCAAUCCUCUACCUAAGCGCCUCCAGGUGCUGCUGUCAGAGGCCACAGGUGGCGCCAGAGUGCAUCCUGAGUUUGGGGUUGCCAAUGUGACUGUGGUGUCAGAUUCUGAGACACAAGCAGUCUGGGCACUGCUGGAUCAGCUGCAGCAGCCACUGGAUGUCACUAUCAUUGAUCGUGUUCUGCAGGGCCUUGUUAAUAAGGUCUCCAUGGAGGUCACCCUUGAGCAACUUACUGCUGUGCUAGAUGGAUUGAGCAAGGUUCUGAAAGAGGCAGAGCAGACCUCUCUGGCAGACAGCAGCAGGGGGCUAACGUACAACCUCCUGUGCGCACUGGCCAAUCCUAGCCGCCUGGACACGCGUGGCUUGAGUCAGCUAGCUGAGGUGGCAGAGCGUUUCGCCUUCUCGCUCCUCACAGGUGUCGAGUGUGGAUCGCAGGGCCAGAGGGGCAGGACGGUCUGGGACAGUUGUCCAUACAUAGCCAUUGCUGCCUACCACUGGUACCCUACUCAGAUCAAUGGGCACACCUUUCCAGGAAAGAAUAGAGAUUACUUCCAGCUACCAGUAUCUCUGUUGAAGGUGCCAGCCCUGUCGCUAGGCCGCAUCACCCCAUCUGCCUGCCAGAAGGUGCAGUUCACAGAGUACAGCACUGAGCAUUGGUUCCUUACCAACAGCAGGACCAUGGCACUCAAUGACAAGGUGUUUUCUGUUAGCCUUUUGGAACACAGAUCACGUCCUCUCCUUGACAAUGAAGUUGUCUACCGCAUCCACGCCACCAACCAGCGCAUUAGACCUCAGCGUUCUCUGUGUCUUCUGUGGAACCAGGCUGCAGAAAGCUGGCUGUCGGAUGACCAGUUCUGUCGGGUGGUGGACGAUAGUGGGAAUUUUGUUGAGUGUGCCUGCUCCCACUUUUCAAUCUACACGGCCUUUGCAGAGACCAGCUCGCUCUCCACCUACAACGAGGCCUUCUAUACAUCCGGUUUCAUCUGCAUCUCAGGGUUUGUGCUGGCCAUCCUGUCCCAUGUUCUGUGCUCCCGAUUCUCCAUGUUUGCUGCCAAACUUCUCACCCACAUGAUGGUGGCCUGCCUUGGAACUCAGGCAGUGAACUUCUGGCAGGUAUUGGUGAUGAAUGACGAACACACAGAGCGCCGCUAUCUACUCUACUUCCUGCUCAGCUGGGGCACGCCUGCUUUGGUCAUCAUGGUGCUGGUCAUUGUCCUGCUUGGUGGCUAUGCCUGGAAUAUCCACAGCGUCUAUGGGCUGGUACAUGAAGAUGUGUGUUUUAUCCCCAAUGUGUAUGCAGCCCUAUGUACAGCAGCCCUUGUGCCCUUGAUCUGUCUGGUGGGUGUGCUUGUGGUGUUCAUACACGCCUAUCAAGUCACCCACCAGUGGAAGGCCUAUGAUGACGUCUUUCGAGGGCGAACCAACAGCGCAGAGGUUCCAAUGGUGCUGACAUUGUUUGCUCUGGUGUCCCUGGUCUGGCUUUGGGGAGGACUGCACAUGGCCUACAGACACCAGUGGAUGCUCAUCCUCUAUGUCAUUUUCAACUGCAUGCUGGGCCUCUAUGUUUUUGCAGUGUACUUCAUCAUGCAUAACCAGCUGUGCUGGCCAGUGAAAGCUAGUUACACAGUGGAGAUGAAUGGUCACGGCAGCCCAGACUCCACCUUCCAGGGUAGCAGCACUCCUGCUGUCGGUGAAGAGAUCAGCAAAUCCACACAAAACCUUAUCAGUGCCAUGGAAGAGGUCUCCACGGACUGGGAGCGAGCAUCCCUCAGGCCAAGCAGCCAGCCCGGAAGCGUGUCCAAGCAGGGGCCCCAGAACGGCACAGCCUACACCACCGAGGGGGGCUUUAUCGGCACUAAUUUGGUCACCGACGAGGAAUCCCAAGAGUUUGAUGAUCUCAUAUUUGCAUUAAAGACCGGUUCAGGCCUGACCAUCAGUGACACGGAGUCAAUCCAUGGGAGUCAAGAUGGUGGCAGUGUUGCCAACUCCCAAAUUGUAGAGCUAAGAAGAAUCCCUAUUGCAGACACACAUCUCUAACCUCUCAUAUUUUGUAUUGGUAAAAAAGAUCAGUAUUUUUGUACUUUUACUGCUUUUUACUACGCUAAACUACAUGGGCUAGUACACAUUUUUGUUAGUUGUUUGAUGCAAUGAAAAUGGUGGUUUGAUUCCUGUUUUUGGGUAUGUACUGAAUGUGUAUGUAUAUUGAAACAUGCACAUAUUUUUUUUUGUCUUUUCAGUGACUUAUAUCUACUGAAUGUAAAUAUCAUGUAGAAUUUAUAGAUAUACAGUCCUAAUUGUGUUGUCGGAUGAUGUAGCAUUGUUAAUAAAUAAUUCACAAUGUUUUA